This is a messenger RNA of Atta colombica, 1077 nucleotides long. Its product is annotated as WD repeat-containing protein 38-like. The record is from RefSeq and is a predicted model, not a curated record. The transcript is spliced from 9 exons. Lineage: Eukaryota; Metazoa; Arthropoda; Insecta; Hymenoptera; Formicidae. Gene Ontology annotation, molecular function: protein binding. The coding region runs from base 1 to 1077 and encodes 358 amino acids.
AUGACUAUAGUUGUAGAUAAACCCUUUGAAGAAAAUCAUAAAGACGAAGAAGAACAGAAGCUUCCAAGAACACACCUGGAAAGUAUAAAAAAUCCUUGUCAGAUAACACAUGAAAUACAUUUUGUUGAAAACUUGCGUGGCCUCUACAGCACGCGUUUUUCUAAAACUGGUGAAGUUAUAGCUGCAGGUUUUGGAUCCGGCAGUAUUCAGCUUCGAAAUGGUGAAACUGGUGAGUUAGAAGAAACGUUUAAAUCCGGAAAUUCCAUGCCAAUCACGUGCUGCAGAUUCAAUCCAGUUCACAGCGAGAUCUUCUAUGCUUCCAGUGCCUGCGGAAUUAUUUUCAUUUGUAACACAUACACUAAAGAGUUCUCCCAAUUUGUAUUCGAACUAAAGAAUGAGAUGAAUACUAUAGAUGUUAAUAUCACUGGAGAUUAUUUGGUUUCUGGUGGUAAAGACGCAGCUAUUCGACUUUACAAUGUAAAAACUACUCAAUUGAUACAAAUGUACAAAAAGAAUAAAGAAGAUCUGACUGAAAGUAAAGCCACAAAUUUUCAUCAAAUGAGGAUAUUUGCAACACGAUUUCACAAAGAAUAUUCCGAUCUAAUUAUAACUGGAGGCUGGGAUGAUACUGUUAGAAUUUGGGAUAUCAGAGUUCCGGCCGGUUCAGUGAGAAUUAUUAAAGGGCCUCAUAUAUGCGGUGACGCCAUUGACAUGCAUAAGACGUACAUCCUAACAGGCUCCUGGAUAGUGCGCGAUAGUCUGCAAGUAUGGGAUUUAAUGAGCGCGAAACUCAUUGAAACAAUAAAUCCGUAUAACAGACUGCCGACUUUGAACGGUGAGUUCCUUUAUGCAGUGCAAUAUUUUGAUAAGGAUCCUGAUGAUCUCGUCCUAGUUGGAGGUUCCGGUAUUAAUGGAGUUGAAAUAAUUAGUUUAAGUGAAAAGAAGGUAAUGGGAAGCUUCAAUGCAAGCAAGUCAAUAUUCACUAUAGAUAGCUACCAAGCCACAGUAACAUUUGGUGGCAUGGAAUCUGUGUUAAAGAUUGGAAAUUAUAAUUUUAUCAAUGAAAAUUUAUUGUAA